Penicillium manginii is the source of this 465-nucleotide messenger RNA. RefSeq names its product fungal specific transcription factor domain-containing protein. The record is from RefSeq and is a predicted model, not a curated record. Lineage: Eukaryota; Fungi; Ascomycota; Eurotiomycetes; Eurotiales; Aspergillaceae. The transcript has a single exon. Bases 1 to 465 code for a protein of 154 amino acids.
AUGGAGUCUUGCACCGGCCAGAAGAUCGAUUUUGAUCGAUUGAACUUAGCCAGAGUCCGAAAGCAAGAUCAAAACGUUCAUGACUUUGCAUCUCUCAAGGAGCGAUUUCGACAUCAGCCUCAUUCCGAGCUUCCAGAGAGGGACGUUGUGCUUUCCGCAUUCCACAAGUUCAUUUCCUCCUCUGCAUAUCGCCGCUUUCCUUUCCUUCACCCUGUUUUGCUUCCUUGCACCAUGGAAACAGCCUAUGAGAAUCGUCUCUCGGAAUUUUCGCCUGACGUUCCUAGCGCCAGAGCUUGCAUAUUUGCCUUCAUUGCCUACAGCAAGUUUAUUUUGGAAGGAAACUCCUCCAGCAACGAUAUAAGAUCCCAAGGGUAUAUUCAUGAAGCGCAAUAUCUUGUAUCUGAAAUUCUGGAUGGUCAGGCCACUCUAGAUGGAAUUCAGGCACUCCUAAUGGUUGUAAGUUAA